UGUGUCUCUGCGACAGUGAGCGAAACGCUUUACGGCAGGCAUCUUGGAGUGCGGCGCUAACAGCCAGCUAGCCGUUAACCGCAUAGUGCUACCUUAAUUUCUUUUGGAAACGUGACGAAAACUGUUUUUCGACUUUAAAUUUUCUGAGCGGACGCCAUGGAUGUUGGGGAGCUCCUGAGCUACCAGCCUGACAGAGGAGCAAAGCGUCCCAGAGAGGAGGAUGGUGGAGGAGGAGGAGGAGGUGGAGGAGGAGGAGGAGGGGGAGGAGGGGGAGGGGGAGGGGAGGAGGACUCCAGAGGAGGGAAACAGCAGAAGGGUCUGAGUGGCAGGGAGCCGGCCAGACUCCGGGAGGUGGCAGGAGGAGGGGGAGGAGAGAUGAUGGAUAUAGAGGAGCCGAAAGGGGACAAGAAGAAGGUUCUGGAGAAACUUUUGGACCAGGAUGAAGAGGAACCAGAGGCGGAGCCGGUGGAUGAGAGCUCAGUGAAGAAAAUGAUCCUGACCUUUGAGAAAAGGUCGUACAAAAACCAGGAGUUGAGGAUUAAGUUUCCGGACAACCCAGAGAAGUUCAUGGAGACAGAGCUGGAUCUGAACGACAUUAUCCAGGAAAUGCACGUGAUCGCCACCAUGCCAGACCUCUACCACCUCCUGGUGGAGCUCAAUGCCGUCCACUCCCUGCUCGGACUCCUCAGUCACGAAAACUCGGAUAUCGCCAUAGCUGUCGUGGACCUGCUGCAGGAGCUGACAGAUAUCGACACACUCCACGAGAGCGAGGAGGGCGCCGAGGUACUCAUAGACGCACUGUUGGAGGGUCAGGUGGUGGCCUUGCUGGUCCAGAAUAUGGAGCGGCUGGACGAACAGGUGAAAGAGGAGGCUGAUGGUGUCUACAACACACUGGCCAUCAUCGAGAACAUGGCAGAGUUCAGGCCGGGUCUGUGCACAGAGGCAGCACAACAGGGACUCAUGCAGUGGCUGCUCAAAAGAAUCAAGGCAAAGAUGCCGUUUGAUGCUAACAAGCUGUACUGCAGUGAAAUCCUGGCCAUCUUGCUGCAAAACAAUGACAACACCAGAGAACUUUUGGGAGAGAUGGAUGGCAUUGAUGUGUUACUGCAGCAACUCUCCGUGUUUAAACGUCACAACCCAGCCACAGCUGAGGAGCAGGAGAUGAUGGAGAACCUGUUUGACAGUCUGUGUUCCUGCCUCAUGUUGCCAGCCAAUCGGGACCGCUUCCUCAGGGGGGAGGGCCUUCAGCUCAUGAAUCUCAUGCUCAGAGAAAAGAAAAUGUCUCGCACCAGUGCUCUGAAGGUCUUGGACCAUGGGAUGAUCGGACCAGAGGGGACAGAUAACUGCCAUAAAUUCGUAGACAUCUUGGGCCUAAGAACCAUCUUCCCACUUUUCAUGAAGACACCCAAGAAGAUGAAGAAAGUUGGUGUGUCAGAGAAGGAGCAUGAAGAGCACGUCUGCUCCAUCAUUGCCUCCAUGCUGAGAAACCUCAAGUCUCAACAGAGGACCAGACUCCUCAAUAAGUUCACUGAGAACGACUGUGAGAAGGUCGAUCGACUGAUGGAGUUGCAUUUUAAGUACCUGGAUGCCGUCCAGCAGGCUGACAAGAGGAUUGAAGGAGAGAAACAUGACAUGGUCCGUCGUGGGGAGAUCCUAGAUGACAGCAUGGAGGAUGAAUUCUAUCUUCGUCGCCUAGAUGCCGGUCUGUUUGUCCUGCAGUUGAUCUGCUACAUUAUGGUGGAGAUCAGCAACUCAGGGAUAUCACAGCUGCAGCAGAGAGUCCAUCAAAUUCUCAACCUGAGAGGCGGCUCCGUCAAAGUGGUGCGCCACAUCAUGAGAGAGUACGCUGAGAGCAUCGGAGAUGGCAAGACUGAGGAGUUCAAAGAGGCUGAGCAGAAGAGAAUCAUGGACCUUCUAGAUAACUUCUAAUCACACACACACACACACACACACACACACACAUGCACACACACAAUUACUUAUUGAGGGAGAAUUGACCAACAAUUACAAUCUGCCAGCACUCCCUGACCCCCCUAGUUAUCCUCUAUCUCCUGCAUUGCAGAGAGAACAAAUUUAAGAUGGAUCUAAGCAACAUUGUUGUCAUGACCUUGAUCCACUAAAAGAUCCAGAUGGCAGUGCUUGUCUUUGUUUUAGCUAAAAAAUGUCUGGAGCAGUAGAAGUGGAGUUUGAAGGACAGGAGGUUGGAGCUUGAUUUAGAAUGUCAGGGUUACCACUUUCUCAGCAAUGACCACAGAUCCAACGAAGAUGAGAUCGACCCACUUUACACAUGGUAUUAACAGAUGUCUGCAGCAUCCAUUGUAGCUAGAUAUGAUUCAGCCAGACUACAUUUACACUCAGUAUUGACAUGUGUCUGCAGUGUCUGCUUUGAGAUCCAAUUCCCACAUAUUUCCGCUGACGUAUUUGUUGGAUGAGAACUGGAGACGAAUCUGAAUUCCCACUUCUGUUCAGUGUGGUCACUAUACAUCCUUUACCAGCUCCCGAGGUGGUUUGGGCAUUCGGAUCAGUUUCAUCCUCAAGCUGUCUGUAUGUGGUCAAGUGCUUUCCAGUUACUAUCUGAUGACACUGGACGCAUGUUAAUAGCUGGUGUAAAGGGGGUCUCGGUGUACGCUGAUAAAGACAGCUGUGGACAGACGUGAAAACUUAACAUGGAUAUCUCUCCCUUGACUUUCCUACUUUGUGUGGUUUGUUUGUUUGGGAUUUACAUGUAAAAUAUUUUCUAAUAAAACAUUUGGUAAUAAAAUCCUGAUUGGAUGUUUGGUUU
Molecule: messenger RNA, 2782 nt
Organism: Myripristis murdjan (pinecone soldierfish)
Lineage: Eukaryota; Metazoa; Chordata; Actinopteri; Holocentriformes; Holocentridae
Gene: ctnnbl1
Product: catenin, beta like 1
Exons: 16
Coding region: 157-1929 (590 amino acids)
Cellular component (GO): spliceosomal complex
Source: RefSeq, a predicted model, not a curated record